This is a messenger RNA of Puccinia graminis f. sp. tritici CRL 75-36-700-3, 1269 nucleotides long. RefSeq lists its product as uncharacterized. The coding region runs from base 1 to 1269 and encodes 422 amino acids. The record is from RefSeq and is a predicted model, not a curated record. Lineage: Eukaryota; Fungi; Basidiomycota; Pucciniomycetes; Pucciniales; Pucciniaceae. The transcript has a single exon.
AUGGUCGAAACAUCUCACUUGAACAACAGCAGCAAGAGCUCCAACGCCGAGAACGUGAGCAACAACCAGAGGACCGAGCAGGAGACGGACCUCCUAGAUUACAGCGAGGCGAUGACCAGAGAUACUCCUUCAGCCCCGCUGCAGCCGAGCGGCUUUGAAGGCUUAGGCUCCAGUCUGCCAUCAGUUACCGACACCGCUACGAGACCACAGGCGGCAGAAACUUCGAGGUCGGAGCAAGGAAUUUCACCUGCCUUAAUCAACUCGAGGGCAACAUCCCUAGCGCUAGAGACCGCGUCCAACCGAUCGACUCCGGUACCUCGCCCCGUAGACAGACUAGUUUUCCCGGUCAAUUCGACUACUGUGACGGGUCGGUCAAUACUAGCUCCGACCCCCCUUCUACCAAAUCCGAACCGAUUCUCAGCCUUGAGUCCCUCUCCAGCCCCACUCGGCUUAGACGACAUCAUAGUGGACAACCAGGAGCUCGAGACGGUAAUCCACCUCUUCAACGAGCAAUGGAACACCUUUGUCCAAGCUCGAGAAAAUCAGAACACGCGAUUGAUGAGAAUGGCCCUGGUCCAAGCGAUAUCCAGCCAGGAAGAAAUCCGAUUACUAGCUGGUGGAGCGGAGAUGCUCAGAAUUUGCAAAAACUGGAUAGCGAGGGAAGAGUUAGCGGAUCUAGAGAGGUCAGAGGCGGCAACUCGAAGUCGGUCGACCCAACGCCUAGCUAUAACGCAAACGGCCCACCAACAUACGAUCAGCCCAUCCCCAGCCCCUCAGCGUUCGAUACGCCAGUCCUCCGACGUGACGUACCUGGGUACUGGCCAGGUACAGCAGCAAUCAAACCCGCCACCUCCACCCCCGCCACCGUCUACUCCACACCCGUCGGAGGUUGCGCGACAGACGCAACAUUACCAGCAGCAGCCCCUCAAUCACUAUCAACAGAGAGGCUACCACAACCCACAACCUCAACAAGAGAGGUUCGUACAGAACUACGCGCCCCCCCAGCACCAAGAAGUGCAAGUCGCCCAGAAUCACGGUUUUCAACAGCCCCCUCGCCCCCCACGUCAAGGAAACUGGAGAGGAUCCGGGAGGAACAGGAGACGCCCCCAAGACCAGACGACGAGACUACUCGAAGUAGGGGAAUACUUGAUGAGAGCCGAGAGGAUCGCCGGCAGAGUGUUCAGGGACCAUGCCAGAGGGAGGGGAAGAGGAAGCAGGAGACGAGGACCCCCUCGACAAGAAGAACCCCCAGCGGAACACCGCCAGUAA